AUGUCUGGAACCCCUCGUUGGUGGCCGUAUCGUGUUCCUAUAGAAGUGGCCGUAAAAAAGACUGCCGUAGCUGUUGUAGGGGUAAUCGUAGGAGCUAAUGUGGUUUCGUACUACUGGAAGCCUAUGCAGUCUGGAGGAAGUGAUCACUAUGGUAGCGAUGGCGAUCUUCGAUCGACAUUAUUUAAAAGGGUUUUCAAAUUGUACAAAAGACGGGCCCCGCCACCGGAUCUAAGCGGUGUUCUCGAUCCUUCUAGCAGUAGUGAAUUUGGAAUCGUUAAUCGUCAGUUGCUGAAUUCGAAGAACAUCACGGCUAGUGAAUUGGAAGAGCUGGGUUUGAAACCUUUGGAAGAGUGGAAUGUCAAAACUUUGAAAGACCGAUUAGGAUUGUACAUCAUUCCCAAUGUGCUUAGGGCUGACGCUGUCGAAAUGUGGCUUCACCGAGUGUUUAAGUAUGCAGAACCUCCUAACAUCACCAAUCUUACGGCUCAUGGUACCAGUCCAAAGAGUGAUGUUCUUCGAUUAGCUGGUAAAUCGCUUAGAUGGACAACGUUAGGAAUCGCCUACAACUGGGACACUAAAGAGUAUCCGUUGACUGGAGACCCUCUCCCAAAAGAGCUCGUCCAUUUAUACUCCACUACUCAUUCCANUAAGCAUUUCAGUGAUGUUCUUCGAUUAGCUGGUAAAUCGCUUAGAUGGACAACGUUAGGAAUCGCCUACAAUUGGGACACUAAAGAGUAUCCAUUGACUGGAGACCCCCUCCCAAAAGAGCUCGUCCAGUUUGCAGAUGUUGUGACGCGAUAUCUUGGUCUGGGACCUAUGCAUGCAGAUGCGACCAUAGUGAACUACUACCCGCCAAAGUCGGAACGAACAUCAGCUCCAUUGGUCUCGUUCUCACUUGGUCAAUCAGCAAUCUAUCUGACGGGAGGUAAUACGCUUGACGACGAAGUCAUUCCACUAUGGCUCCGUUCUGGAGAUAUUUUGGUGAUGUAUGGCUCCCAACGGCUUGUCUACCAUGCUGUAGCGGCUAUUCAUCAACACCAACAAUUCACCUUCAACGAUCCUCUACUGCAGCAGUUCGCGAACACCAGUCGAGUGAACAUCACUGUUCGCCAGGUGAAUCCGGUACCCUCAUAG
Haemonchus placei is the source of this 1134-nucleotide messenger RNA. NCBI's taxonomy places the organism in Eukaryota, Metazoa, Nematoda, Chromadorea, Rhabditida, Trichostrongylidae. The record is from the annotation of a GenBank genome assembly.